AUCCUCAUAAGAGUCUUAGUGGCCCCUUCUUUUUUGGACUCUCCCGAGAUGCAAAGAGAGUUUUAGGAGAUGGAAAAAGGAAAGAGGAGAAGGGAGCUAGAAACACAUAUUGAACAGUUGUGUAAGUUUGGGACACUUUGGGUAGACACGGGGUAUGGGGUCUCUGGCCUCUGAGAUAGCCACACAACAAGCAGGACUGUGACAGAUCUCCAGAAGAGUCCUGUGAGGGAGACAGCCAGCCGAGAGGGGCCACGGAGGGCAGGGCUUCAGGAGGGAAUGGCCUCCAGAGGCCCUGCUGACCCAGCAUUGGCUUCAUCCUUAGGGUAAUACCCAGAGAGUCUCAGAACGUGAAACACAGACCAGCUUUGUCAAAAUCACUCAGGGAAGCGUCUAUGAAAAUAGCCUGCCUCCCUGCCUCAGAACCCAAAGGAACAGUCAUGAAUCUCCCUCCACCUUGUCCCAUCUUUAGCCACACUCCCCACAGACCACAGCGCACCCGGCCAACCCAGGGAACAGGGGGUGAAGACAUGGUUUCUGCUAUCUUAUUGUAACUGAGCAGCGUUUCCUGUGCCCCAAGCUUCAUUAGCACAUUGGUGGUGUCAUUUCCUGUGACGACUCUCUGUUUCCAUUCUGGCAAAAUGUUUGCUCUUUUCUGUCUGCUUUGAGGGUUGGGGGAGGAUGGGCUUCUCACAGAGCCUCUCUCUCGGGCCUCUUGGCAGUUCCCCCCUCCUUGCCCCUCAUACUUCCACCAGAAGGCAGAGAGCGUGGCGUCUCCCUGAGCCACGUCGCUUGGGGGACACCAUACCCGGCUGAGCUCUCGCCUCCGGCGCUGUAGCCACAUCCAGAUCCAGGAGAAGUGGCAACAUGCACUAGCUGAUGAGAAUUAAGAGAAGGCUUAGAAGGAGAAGCUGAAGCCAGAGAGGUUCCCAUGACAAUGGAUAUGAUCACCCCAACCCUUUCAGAAAUCAGAGGGGGGACCUCGGAGGCCAGGACUCUGCAGGAAACUGGUGGCAGCCUGGACAGACAUAAAGACCACAGCAGUGCCAUCUUUUCUGGGUUCGCGGGCUUCCUCGCCAUCCUCCUGACCACCAUGAUUUUCUACGGCCUGUGGAACUGGAAUAAAUUGAAGAAGCGACAAGUUCCUUACUUCCGAGUUACCGUCAUGCCCUUACUGACUCUGUCUCGACCCAGACAAGGAGCCAAAAAUAUUUAUGACUCCUUGCCCCAGAGGCAAGAAGACCUGGGGAGACGUCAGUCAAGGAGUAACCGUAUUUUCAGUACCGAGAGCCUCCUCUCCAGACAUUCUGAGAGCCCUCCUUCUGAGCAUGUGCCCUCCCAAGCAGGCAAUGUCCUCUGGGUGCACAGAGACCAUUACCCUGCCAACGGCUAUGCAGUGGGCAUCUAUGACAAUGCCACAGGGCUCCAGAUGCGUGGGGACCUCACUCCCUCAGCACACUAUGUCAAUGUCACAGCAUCCAGAGACUGCCUGAGCAUUUCUUCAGAGGAUUCCCAAGAUUACAUCAAUGUCCCCACGGCGGAACAGAUUGCUGAGACUCUUCUGGCUUCUGCCAACGCCACCCCCACGAACAGUUUUGCCCCCCCAAAUGCUCAGAAGCUGGAGCUUACUGAGGAAAGAGAGCAGGGCUGUGGGAAUGCCAGUGACCACACCAGUUUUUGGUCUCCAAGGUCUGAGAGCGAUGAUCCGCUCAGCGAUGAGGAAAGUUCUUCUGAGACCUCAAAUGACUAUGUCAACAUGGCAGGGUUGAAUCUUGAGGCCAUCCACGGGAAGCAGCCCUGGAUGGUUUCUCAGUGCUACAGAGAUUAUGAAAAUGUCCCAUCUUCACAUGCCAGUGGAAACCAGCAGCAGGCGGAGGAAGAAGUGACAUCCUCAAACACAGACCAUGUCGAAGGCAGGACAGAUGGGCCAGGGACCCACGUCCAAUUUGUCAUGCAGUCAGGGAGGUUCCUGGCUCUAGGGGAUUAUGUGCCUUAUCCGCCAUCUGCACAGAAGGAGACUAGUCAGAUGAAACAUGGAGAAGAGAUGCCAAAUGAGGCCUCUGAUGACUACGAGAAUGUGUUAGCUGCCAACUUCGGAGACGUGGACCCCGAAGGGCCAGACGCAUAACUCCUUCCUGAAGAAUUAGGCCCCAGGCACCCAGCUGGAGAGCUCUGGGGUGCCAGACCGCAGCCACCACAGGGUCUAGUAAAGACCCUUGAACAUCCUUGUAUUUCAGUGGGUUCGCUCAGGUAGAGCCGAGAUACACAGGAGUUAAGGACGUCACGAAAGCCAAGGUCUGGGAAAGCCAGAAAGGAAUUCUUCUGAAGCAGGGUGCUGUUAUCUCUCAUACCAACCUAAGAAUGUUUGCUGAAAGUGCCUUAUUAGGAUGGUUAGCAGAUGAAAAAUGCGAUAGUACUUUAGUGCACAGUGGAAACGUGAAGUAGCCUAAAAGCGUUACCUUCACAAAUACCAGCAGGUUGCAAAGCAAGAAUGCAGAUUCGUCUGUAAUCCAGGCAGAGGCCAAAAAGAAGGGACAAGUCAGAGUUGGGGGCGGGGCAGCAGCUGCCACUUGAAAAAGAGUGUGGACAACCAAAUGCUAGAGAAAGAUGUGGAACACCGGGAAUUGUCAUUCAUUGCAAAGUAUAGUAUCCACUUUGGAAAGCUAUUGGAUAGCUUCUUAAAAGCACGCGUGUAUUAUACAACCCAGCCAUUCCACUACUAGGCGUUUACCCAAGAGAAUUGAAAAUUUGUGUUCAUGCAAAAGCCCGUACGUGACUAUUUAUAGCAGCUCUAUUCAUAAUGCCAAAACUAGAAAUAACUCAGAUGCCCUUCAGCAGGUAAAUGGAAAAACAAACUGUGGUAUAUCCACACAACGAGGUUGUCUAUACUCAACAGGAAAAAGGAAUGAACUAUUGGUUCAUGUGACAACAAGGACAAAUCGUGAGUGCAUUUGGCUAAGUGAAAGAUGCUAGACCUAAAAAUCUACGUAUUGUAUGAUUCCAUUUCUAUGGCCUUCUGGAAAAGGCAAAACUAUAUGGAUGGAAAACAGGUCAGUAGUUGUCAGGUUUGGGGAAAGGAGAGAAGCUUACUAUAAAGGAAUUUUUAGGGUAAUGGGGCUAUUCUGUAUUGGUACUGUUGGUGAUGGAUACGUGACUCUAUAAAUUUGUCAAAACACAAAAAAACUAUACAGCCCAACGAGUGACUUUUAUUGUAUGUAAUUUUUUUUUUUAAUUAACCAUGCUGUCAGGGGAAGCCAUGAUGGAAUGCAGAUUAAGACAAAUAAAACCUAACUGUCUUACGAACGUAUGAUAUAGCCUCACUGAAGGUGGGGCCGAGGGGGAAGGAGCUGACUAAUUAACUUUGGAAAAUAACGUUUUCACUUGAAACUGUAAGAUAAGGACACACACACACACAAACCUGUACAUAACACUGUACUCUAGUUGGUAAAUUUGUAUCUCAGAGGAGGACAGGUUAGCAAUUCGGAAACUCUUUAAAUGUAUACUAAGUUUGAACAAAUAAGUAAAUAUAGAUAAGGAGAAGCAGAUUUCUUACUAUCAGAAAAAGAGGUGACAAGUACAAUAAACCCUGUGGUGUUGGUGAACUAGAGUUGGAGGCAUAGUUUGAAUUCUUGUUUACUUUGAUAUAGGUAUGAAUAGAUACAGAAAUAAAUAUAGAUAUGUAUAGAAAUAGGCUAGUAUACAUAUAUUUCUCAGCUCUGUCCACUGGGACAUCUAGAAGCAAUGGCACCCUAGAAGCAAUGGACACACUGAGCACUCAGGUCUUGGUUUCUAAAUAUCCUUCUCAAUAAAAGGAAACAGAGCUCCUUGGAAAAAUGGCUAGUUCUAGAGCUGGGGCUGGGAAAACACUAUGGAAACAAUGGGGAGCUUGACCUUCUUGUAGAUGAAAGAAAGAAAGAAAGAAAGAAAGAAAAGAAAGAAAGAAAGGAAAGAAAAGGAAGGAGGGAAGGAAGGAAGGAAGGAAGGAAGGAAGGAAGGAAGAAAAAGAAAGAAGGGGGAAGAAAAGACAAGAAAAGAUGAAGGCAUGUCAAAAGGAGUCAACUAAAAGAAUUCCCGGGGCGCCUGGGUGGCGCAGUCGGUUGAGCAUCCGACUUCAGCCAGGUCACGAUCUCGCGGUCCGGGAGUUCGAGCCCCGCGUCAGGCUCUG
Prionailurus viverrinus (fishing cat) is the source of this 4162-nucleotide messenger RNA. It is a transcript of the gene LAX1, whose product is annotated as lymphocyte transmembrane adaptor 1. The transcript is spliced from 6 exons. Gene Ontology annotation, cellular component: plasma membrane. Bases 929 to 2125 code for a protein of 398 amino acids. Lineage: Eukaryota; Metazoa; Chordata; Mammalia; Carnivora; Felidae. Gene Ontology annotation, biological process: lymphocyte activation; antigen receptor-mediated signaling pathway; intracellular signal transduction. The record is from RefSeq and is a predicted model, not a curated record.